GUUUAAAUAGAUCUCAUGGGUUAUGUUCAUUUACUUCACAGUCUUUGUUUAUUGGAAUCAUCCGAGAUUCAAAUUUCAACUUCCAUACAUUAUUAUGGCGACAAGACUUCCAGAGGCAUCAGAGGCCGCACAUGAUGCAAUCAAGAAGAGUAAAUUAAUACCCUCUUCUUCUUAUGGUCCACCCGCACGAUAUCGUCUCUUCACAACCAGAACAAAUCUUAAUAAAGAUGGCUCAGUAAGAAAAUGGACAUUUGGACAAUUAGACAACAACAUGCAAAACAAAAUCCUCCUGAUGGUUGGAGAAACUGGAACAGGCAAAACUACUCUGAUUAAUGCCAUGGUGAAUUAUAUACUCGGCGAGAAGUUUACAGAUGAAGUGUGGUUUGAAGUUACAGAAGAGGAAGAAGAUAAUUCCAUGUCAGAUCAGACAAAAAGUCAAACAAGUGAAAUCACAGUGUAUGAGGUCUUUGCCAAAGACCACCCAAUCUGUCUUACCAUUAUUGACACGCCAGGUUAUGGAGACACCAGGGGAACAGAACAUGAUAAACGGAUUGCUGAAAAUCUGUACAAACUGUUUCACAGUGACAAUGGCGUGAAGGAAAUUGAUGCAGUCUGUUUGGUAGUGAAAGCAACUGUGAAUCGACUUUCUAACAGACAGCAAUACAUCUUUGAUGCAAUUUUGUCCUUAUUUGGUAAAGAUAUAGAGAACAACAUUGUCAUGUUUAUCACUCACUCAGAUGGAAUGCCUCCAGCUAAUGCUCUUAAUGCCAUCAAGAGAGCAAGGAUUCCCUGCAGGAAAGAUGAAGAAAAUGAACCUAAGCAUUACUUAUUUAACAAUCGGCAAACUGAGAAGAGAAACAAAAAGUAUAACGAAGUUCUCCGGGCAGCUUGGGGACUAACAGAGGAGAGUUUAAAUGAUUUCUUUGACCCACUGAAAGAGCAGGAAAGAAAAAGCUUAAAGCAGACUGAAGAGGUUCUGAAGGAGUCCAAACGAAUUGAAGGCUGUAUUACUAAUCUACAAGACCGUAUUGACUUUGUUGAGCGCAAAGGAAAAGAACUGGCUCAGAUUCAGGAAGCACUUCAGGAAAAUCAAGAAAAGAUCAAGAGAAAUGAAAACUUUCAUUUUAAAGUCACCGAAUAUUACAAAGAAAAAGUCCUCAUUGAAAAUGGUUCAUGGAAAGACAAGAAGGCUACCAGUUGUUCUGUCUGUCAGGAAAACGUCUCGGGGAACUGUCAUGAGUAUGGCUGCUGGGCUGCGAUAGAUGUUUCAUGGUGUUCUGUCAUGAAAAAUGACCACUGCACUUCAUGUACAGGUAAAUGUCAUCACAAUAAACAUGUCAAAGAGAACAAGAAAUAUGUCACACGCAGCAAAGACACCGUAAUGAGUCUUUAUGAACUUAUGAAGAAAUAUGAAGGCCAUAAUGUAUCUGAAUCAGAUACCAAGUUUGACACAGAAUCAUUUAAAAACAUAAAAAAAGACUUUGAAAGCAACAAGAAACAGAAAGAGGAAAAAAUAAAUAUAGUGAAGAGAUUGAAAGAAGACAUCGACAAGACUGAAAAGAAAAAAGCCGACCUGAUAGAAGAAGCGUACACCGCCAUCAAAAAACUGUGUGAGAUUGCUUUAAAGCCAGACUCUGCUUUCAUUGUUCAGACUAUCGACUUCUUGAUCCCUCGAGCUAAGAAAACUGGAAAAUAUGUAGUUGCUUGUAAUCUGAAUGAGCUGAGGAAACUUAAGCCUGAAUCAGAGGAGACAGUUAAUGCUGCGGCUGGAUAUUUCAGUAGACUAAAGUUAUUGAAGUAAUAGAGUAUGCAAGACAUUUACAUUUACAUUUUAGGCAUUUGGCAGACGCUUUUAUCCAAAGCGACUUACAUUUUUUUUUAUCUCAUUACACAUCUGAGCAGUUGAGGGUUAAGGGCCGCGCUCAAGGGCCCAACAGUGGUAACUUGGUGGUUGUGGGGUUUGAACCUGGGAUCUUCCGAACCGUAGUCCAAUGCCUUAACCACUGAGCUACCCCUGGCCCGAGAGGUUUCAGUCUACUAAAAAUGUUUUUACUGGUACAAAAUGAAUUUAUGAGAUUAAACAAGGCCAUAUAGCAUGUAAUACAUAAACCAUUAUGAACAUAUCUAUACCAAGAAUGCAGUUGUUUGUUUAACUAAUAAAAGGCAUUGUGCUUAUUUAGAAAUGCAAUUAAUAGUUUGCUUUGGUUUGGUAAUGCACAUUAAAUGCUUGGACAGGCCCUUAAAUGAAUGUAUUUAAGCUGCAACAAAAAAAAGAAGAAAAAAAAAGAAAA
This is a messenger RNA of Clarias gariepinus (North African catfish), 2291 nucleotides long. RefSeq lists its product as uncharacterized. The transcript has 3 exons. Lineage: Eukaryota; Metazoa; Chordata; Actinopteri; Siluriformes; Clariidae. The coding region runs from base 23 to 1801 and encodes 592 amino acids. Gene Ontology annotation, molecular function: ATP hydrolysis activity; GTP binding. The record is from RefSeq and is a predicted model, not a curated record.